Molecule: messenger RNA, 6075 nt
Organism: Canis lupus familiaris (dog)
Lineage: Eukaryota; Metazoa; Chordata; Mammalia; Carnivora; Canidae
Gene: NLRP12
Product: NLR family pyrin domain containing 12
Exons: 10
Coding region: 1031-3799 (922 amino acids)
Biological process (GO): positive regulation of MHC class I biosynthetic process; cellular response to cytokine stimulus; negative regulation of inflammatory response
Cellular component (GO): cytoplasm
Molecular function (GO): protein binding
Source: RefSeq, a predicted model, not a curated record
CCACUGAGCCACCGGGGCUGCCCCAGUAAUUCUAUUUUAAUAUUUUAAGGAGCAGUGUUUUCCAUAGUGGCUGCACCGUUUUACAUUCCCACCACGGAAGCACAAGGAGUCCAAUUUUCCUACAACCCCCACCAACACUUGUUAUCUGCAGGUUUGGGGGCUUUUUCUUCAUGGAAAAAAAAAAAAAGAAGGAAAGAAAACAAAACGAAAACCAAUAACUCUAUGCCCGACGUGGGGCUUGAACUUAUCACCCUGAGAUCAGGAGUCCCGUGCUCCACCAACUGAGCCAGCCAGGUGCCCCCUCUGUUAUGUUUGUGGUCUACUUCUGCUAGGAAGACUAGCCAAGUGGGGAGCCUGUCCCACCAGGUCGGAGCAUACCUGCCAGAGCACUGGAACUCACAGGUAGGCUUGCACUUUAGGGUUCUGUGAAGCUCAAAGAUGUCCAGGAAGCACUUGGGAUUUUUGACCUUACAGUGCAUCCACAGAAAAGCCUUUCCUGGUCACCCAAACUAAAAUACUACUUUCAACCGCUCUGUCACGUACACUUGUUUAUUUUAGACACAACUUUCAUCAUUAUCUGAAGUUAUACAAAGUGUUUAUUAUUUUUAGAAAUUCAACUCCCCAUGCCAAAAGUAUGUAAGGUCCACGGAGCAGAGACCUUGUUUAUUGCUGUGUUUCCAAUGCAAGCAAAAUUUGCCUGGAUAACACUGGUGCCAGUGAUGCUUGGAGAGGUGGGUGAAUGAGACCUGACCAAGGACUGGAGGGAGGAAAUUCAAGCUAACUCACAACUUCCUGCCUGAGGGGAUUUCUUGGAUGGACAGAGGUGCCAAUCACCAUGAUGUGUACCCAGGAAGGAGAGUGGGUUAUGAUGAACAAGUGUUUUCAGCAGUGCUGCAUGUGAGAUACUCCAUCUGGUGACCCAUCCUCACCGGGGAGCCAGUCAGCAUGUUCUCUGGAAGUCUUUCCUGGAGCUCUAAGAAGAGAUCCCCGGGAAACGUACAGGGACUAUGUUCGCAGGAAGUUCCGGCUGAUGGAAGACCGCAACGCACGCCUAGGAGAAUGCGUCAACCUCAGCCACAGGUACACCCGCCUCCUCCUGGUGAAGGAACACUCAAAUCCCAUGUGGGCCCAGCAGAAGCUCCUGGACACAGGCUGGGGGCAGGCGAGAACCGUGGGACACCAGGCCAGCUUCAUCCAGAUGGAGACCCUCUUCGAGCCCGACGAGGAGCGCCCCGAGCCGCCGCGCACCGUGGUCCUGCAGGGAGCAGCGGGGAUGGGCAAGUCCAUGCUGGCCCACAAGGUGAUGCUGGACUGGGCCGACGGGAGGCUCUUCCAGGACAGGUUUGAUUACCUCUUCUACAUCAACUGCAGGAAGAUGAACCAGAGCACUGCGGAGCAGAGCGCCCAGGAUCUCAUCUCCAGUUGCUGGCCUGAGCCCAGCGUACCCCUCCAGGAGCUUGUCCGAGUCCCUGAGCGCCUCCUCUUCAUCAUUGAUGGCUUCCAUGAGCUAAAACCCUCUUUCCACGACCCUCAGGGCCCCUGGUGCCUCUGCUGGGAGGAGAAACGGCCCACAGAGCUUCUUCUCAGCAGCCUGAUUCGGAAGAAGCUGCUGCCUGAGCUGUCUGUGCUCAUCACCAUCAGGCCCACGGCUUUGGAGAAACUCCACCGCUUGCUGGAGCACCCCAGGCAUGUGGAGAUCCUGGGCUUCUCUGAGGCAGAAAGGAAGGAGUACUUCUAUAAGUAUUUCCACAAUGCAGAGCAGGCCGGUCAAGUCUUCAAUUUCAUCAGGGACAAUGAGCCCCUCUUCACUCUAUGCUUUGUCCCCAUGGUGUGCUGGGUGGUUUGUACCUGCCUCAAGCAGCAGUUGGAGGAUGGGGGGCUUCUAAGACAGACAUCCAGGACCACCACAGCAGUGUACAUGCUCUACCUCUUGAGUCUGAUGCAGCCCAAGCCAGGGAGCCCAAUCCUCCAGUCCCCACCCAACCAGAGAGGGCUGUGCUCUUUGGCGGCAGAUGGCCUCUGGAAUCAGAAAAUCCUAUUUGAGGAGCAGGACCUCCGGAAGCAUGGCCUAGAUGGGGCAGAUGUCUCUUCCUUCCUCAACAUGAACAUCUUCCAGAAGGAUAUCAACUGUGAAAAGUUCUACAGCUUCAUCCACUUGAGCUUCCAGGAAUUCUUUGCUGCCAUGUACUAUAUCCUGGAUCCUGGGGAGAGCAGGUCCAGCCCAGAGCACAAUGUGACGAGGCUGUUAGCUGAGUACGAGUUUUCAGAAAGGAGCUUCUUGGCACUCACUGUCCGUUUCCUGUUUGGACUCCUGAAUGAGGAGACAAGGAGCUACCUGGAGAAGAGUCUUUGCUGGAAGGUCUCACCUCACGUCAAGGUGGAGCUGCUGGAGUGGAUCCAAAGGAAAGCUCAGAGCGAGGGUUCCACUCUGCAGCAGGGCUCCUUGGAGCUCUUCAGCUGUCUGUAUGAGAUCCAGGAGGAGGAUUUCAUCCAACAGGCCCUGAGCCCCUUCCAAGUGGUCGUGGUCAACAACAUUGCCACCAAGAUGGAGCACAUGAUUUCCUCCUUUUGUGUGAAGAACUGUAGGAGUGCCCUGGUGCUGCACUUGCAUGGGGCUGCCUACAGCCCGGAUGAAGAUGAUGGGGGGAGAUGGGCUUCAGGGCCCCAGAUGCUACCGACACAGAUACCCGAGAAGAACGUUUUGCCAGAUGCCUACAGCAAACAGCUUGCUGCCGCUCUGAGCACCAACCCGAACCUGACAGAGCUGGUUUUGUACCGCAGUGCGUUGGGCAGCCGGGGGGUGAGGCUGCUGUGUCAGGGGCUCAGACACCCCAGCUGCAAACUUCAGAACCUGAGCCUGAAGAGGUGCUGCGUGGCCAGCUCCGCCUGCCAGGACCUUGCGGCCGCCCUGAUGGCCAAUCAGAAUCUAAGGAGGAUGGACCUGAGCAGCAACAGGCUGGGGCUGCCAGGCCUGAGAGCACUCUGCAAGGGGCUCCGGCAUCCCAGAUGCAAGCUGCAGGUGAUCCAGUUGAGGAAGUGUCAGCUGGAAGCGGAGGCUUGCCAGGAGAUUGCCUCCGUGCUCAGCACCAGUCGACAUCUGGAGGAGUUGGACCUAACUGGAAAUGCUCUGGAGGAUUUGGGUCUGAAGCUCUUAUGUCAAGGCCUGAGGCACCCAGUCUGUAGACUGCAGAUCCUGUGGUUGAAGAUUUGCCAUCUCACUGCUGCUGCCUGCGAGGACCUUGCCUCCACCCUGGGUGUGAACCAGAGCCUGAUAGAGCUGGAUCUGAGCCUCAAUGACCUGGGGGACCCCGGGGUGCUGCUGCUAUGUGAAGGCCUCAGGCAUCCCCAGUGCAGACUCCAGGCUCUCCGGUUGGGCAUUUGCAGGCUCAGCUCGGCAGCCUGCAAGGGUCUCUGCACGGUGCUGCAGGUCAAUCCCUGCCUCCGGGACCUGGACCUAAGCUUCAAUGACCUGGGGGAUGCGGGCGUGUGGCCGCUCUGCGAGGGGCUGCGUCACCCCACCUGCAGACUCCAGAAACUGUGGCUGGAUAGCUGUGGCCUCACUGCCAAAGCUUGUGAGGAUCUUUCGUCUGCCCUCGGGGUGAGCCAGACCCUGAGGGAGCUUUAUCUGACCAACAAUGCCCUGGGGAAUGCAGGGGUCAGGCUGCUCUGCAAAGGACUGAGUCAUCCCGGCUGCAAACUUCAAGUCCUCUGGUUAUUUGGAAUGGAGCUGAAUAAGAUGACCCACAGGAGACUGGCAGCGCUUCGAGUAGUGAAACCUCAGCUGGACAUCGGUUGCUGAAUGGUUCUAGCCGCCGGCUCUUCUCUUGGAGUCAGGACAGAGGAAGGGGAAAUCCCAGGACCCUCUGGCCAGCGUGAUGAUCAGGCUCUUUUAUCUCCUCCAAACUCCCAUGCAGGAUAAAUCCUUUCUGCUUCAGGACUCUGUCAAGUGGUCAACUGUGGAGCAUUAGUGUUGGGAAGUGAGUGUCAUGGAGAGAACUUAAGGUGGGGUGCUGGGUGAUCCUUGAGCAGGGAUUUUCAAAGGAGGGUGGACUUGCACUUCUCUCCCUCCCUGGGACACAUACAUGGUGGUGUCAGGAGACAUUGGGGUGGUGGUUGUGGAGCUGCCCACUCCAGUGGUGGAGGCCAAGGAGUCUCCUAAAUAUCUGAGCAAUGCACAAAACAGCCCUCCUGCAGCAGUGUUUAGCUCCAAUGACAUUUGAGGCUGGAUUGAGGAACCUUGUUCUCAAGGACCAGUGGUGCAAUGAGAGUGCUAGGCCAUCUUGUGUGCCUUAGGAUACUGGUCAUGCCAAGGGCCCCACCCCAUGCCCUUGCAGUCUCAUUUUGCAUGUGGUUCUGCCCCCUGGCUGGAGGCAGGUGCACCGUGGAUGGACCUCUUGCCAGGGUUAGUGGACUGCAGGCUGGCCAAUAACCUGUAUCAUACUUUGGAUGAGAACUUGAACCCAGAUUUUUUUUUAAGAUUUUAUUUAUUCAUGAGAGACAUACACACAGAGGCAGAGACACAAGCAGGAGAAGCAGGCUCCAUGCAGGGAGCCUGAUGUGCGACUCCAGGAUCACGUCCUGGACCGAAGGCGGCGCUAAACCGCUGAGCCAUCCCGGCUGCCCUCAAACCCAGAUUUGUAACCCAGUUGGGAGAUUGCAAUCAGGGAACCUCAGCCCCAGCCAGUGAUUGGCUAGAAGCCUGAGGCCACCGUGAGCGUGCCCUGCUGAAGCCAUUGGGCGCAGGUGUCUGGGAAGACCAGAACUUCCUAGGAAGCAGAGGCCAUUUGUAGAGGAAAAGGUGACCCUGCCACCCAUGGAAUUCUGGGAAAGGAAAUAAAUUUGAUUCUGCAGAAGACAUGCCUGUGGGCAGCAAUAAAGGUCCCUCCAAUGGUGACAGCACACUGGACUCCUUGAAACCAAGCCCUUCCGUUACGGGGCCUUUGGCAGCUGUCAGACCUGUGUGCCACCUGCUUCUGAAGCAGCGCCCCAGGACCUAGGCCCUCCGCUGGAGCUGGGGAGACGUGGCCGACAAGGAAAGCCAAGAAGGCCUGUGGGCACGUCUUACUAGUGGAACAGGAAGCCUUCCUAGAGCUGGGAGGAGGUGUUCCUGGUCUAAUAAGACUAAAGGGUGGGGUCGUCACCCCAGCCGGACCGCUCAUUUUGGGUAGUGCAUUGCAGUGCGUCUGGGGAGACAGACCGCUCUCAGGACCAGUGAGGCUUGUUCCAUUGAAAAGGUCAUGAAGCCGAGCAGCCAUUCCCAAUAAAACCUCUUAAAAACCAGCAGCCAAGGCAGCCCCUAUAGGUCAGGGGUUCAGCGCCGCCUGCAGCCCGGGGUGUGAUCCUGGAGACCCGGGACCGAGUCCUACAUGGGGCUCCCAGCAUGGAGCCUGCUUUCUCCCUCUGCCUGGGUCCGUCUAUAAAGGACAUCUUAAAAGAGCCAGUAGCCAGAUUAGUGCUGCGAUUACCUUCCCUCAAAUUGAGGGGGAUGGAGAUGAACUGCACCCAUGUCAAAAUAGCAACGCCUAGACAUCACUCCGAGCGGCCAGUUGUUAGUGCCGAGCCUGACGCCACCUCCCAUCCUGCUUGGAGCUUUGCCUAGAGCCAAUCUGAGGACUGAGGUUUAUGGACAAUUUACAGACUCUCAAAAUCUGGAGUUACAUGUGCAGUUCUGCUUCCAGGAAUUCCUUGGGUAAGGGGGAGAUUGAGAGAACUCAGCACCGUCUCAACCCUUAUCAAGGUAGCAACUACAAGCCACUUGGACAAGAAUUUGCUUUUCAGGCUUCAGGAGGAAGCAGACCACCCAGGCCUUCGGGCUCUCCGAGCUGCCCUCCGAGGGCCCUUUUAUAGUUCUAAGACAUGAAUCCCACACCGGGCUCCCUGCAUGGAGCCUGCUUCCCCCGACUCUAACCCAGGUUAUGUUGAAGUAAAAUCUUUUAAGUUACAGUCAAACACAAAUCACAGCUGGUUCGUAUUUUAUUGGACUGGAUUUCAGGGCUUCUGUGAUGUAAACCUAACAAAGGACUAAAUGUUUAGUGGAGGGGAUGAAGCCACCCACAAAUUUGGGCAAACUUCAAA